AUGCCACGCUCUCGCUUUCUCUGUCUCGCUUGCUCACCUAUAAAUGGCGAGGUCGCCGGAGUGCGAGGCGACUAUAAGAAGCGCGCGCCCCUGCACGUUAAGGUAGGCCAGCGAGGUGAUGCGUCCCCACGACCGAUGCCACGCUCUCGCUCGCUCUGUCCCACUUGCUCACCUAUAGAUGGCGAGGUUGCCGGAGUGCGAGGCGACUACAAGAAGCGCGCGCCCCUGCACGUUAAGGUAGGCCAGCGAGGUGAUGCGUCCCCACGACCGAUGCCACGCUCUCGCUCUCUCUGUCCCGCUUGCUCACCUAUAGAUGGCGAGGUUGCCGGAGUGCGAGGCGACUACAAGAAGCGCGCGCCCCUGCACGUUGAGGUAGGCCAGCGAGGUGAUGCGCCCCCACGACCGAUGCCACGCUCUCGCUCUCUCUGUCCCGCUUGCUCACCUAUAGAUGACGAGGUUGCCGGAGUGCGAGGCGACUACAAGAAGCGCGCGCGCCCUGCACGUUGA
This is a messenger RNA of Parnassius apollo (apollo), 507 nucleotides long. Lineage: Eukaryota; Metazoa; Arthropoda; Insecta; Lepidoptera; Papilionidae. The record is from the annotation of a GenBank genome assembly.